Vigna umbellata (rice bean) is the source of this 2145-nucleotide messenger RNA. RefSeq lists its product as uncharacterized. The record is from RefSeq and is a predicted model, not a curated record. Gene Ontology annotation, molecular function: 3'-5' exonuclease activity; zinc ion binding; nucleic acid binding. Gene Ontology annotation, biological process: nucleobase-containing compound metabolic process. Gene Ontology annotation, cellular component: cytoplasm; nucleus. NCBI's taxonomy places the organism in Eukaryota, Viridiplantae, Streptophyta, Magnoliopsida, Fabales, Fabaceae.
ACCAUAUCUCUCUCCACUUUUCCCCAAUUCAGAGCAUGCCGGAGAUGCUGGACCACAAAGGCGUUCCGAUCAGUUCGGUAAAAGCCACCCACACCCGCACCCACGUUGCCACCAUAAGCGUGGUGGAUCAUUGCCUCCCCUACAACACCCACAACCUAUACGAUGUCACUUUCCAAACCCACACCAUCUACACCCUCCUCACCUCCGAUCCCUCCCUCGUCCACUCCUGGAUCUCCACCAACGUCCACAGCCGUCAAACUGGCCUCAUGGUGGGCCUGGAUAUCGAGUGGCGGCCCAACACGCAGCGCAACAUGCAGAACCCCGUUGCCACGCUCCAACUAUGCUUCGACCAACACUGCCUCGUCUUCCAGAUCCUUCACUCCCCUUCCAUCCCUCCUUCCCUCGUUUCCUUCCUCGCUGAUUCCAAUGUCACCUUCUUUGGCGUCGGGAUCGAAGAUGACGCCAAGAAGCUUCUAAGAGACUACAAUCUCCGCGUUGUUAAUAUUCGUGACCUUCGCUCUCUCGCUGCCGAGAAGCUUCGUGACACGAAACUAAACCGGGCUGGGAUUAAGUCGUUGGGCCUCCGAGUGUUGGGUUUGGUGGUUGAGAAGCCCAAACGGAUCACGAGGAGUUGGUGGGACAAUCCCAGGCUCACUCCACAGCAGGUUCAGUAUGCUGUGAUUGAUGCCUUUCUCUCUUACGAGAUUGGACGCAGUUUGAGUGUAAUGACUCCUAGACCUCCUGUCUCUUCCCAGCCUUAUGAGAGGUGUGGAAUGACAAUGGCUCCUAAACCUCCUGUCUCUUCCCAGCCUUCCGUGAUGUGUGGAAUAGGAAUGACUCCCAGACCUCCUGCCCCUUCCCAGCCUUAUGAGAUGUGUGAACUAGCAAUGGCUCCUAGACCUCCUGUCUCUUCCCAACCUUCUGAUAUGUGUGGAAUAUCAAUGACUCCUAGACCUCUUGCCUCUUCCCAGCCUUCUGAGAUGGGUGGAAUACCAAUGGCUCCUAAACCUCCUGCCUCUUCCCAACCUUAUGAGAUGUGUGGACUAGCUGUGGCUCCUACACCUCCGGUCUCUUCCCAGCCUUCUGAGAUGUAUGGAAUAGCAAGGGCCAUAGAGACAAUGGCUGCUAUUAUACAACAUCAAAAUGCAGUGAUAGUUGAAAGUCAUCGGACUUUCAUGCAACAGUUGGAAGCUGCAAAAGUAACCACUCCUGCAUCUGUUCCCUGUGUUGGAGAGUUUUCUCCUCUUGAACAGACAACAAAAAUAGAGAAGAGGUCAGAAGUUAUGCCUAACAGAGUGGUUUGCCAACAGAAGGGAGAAUCUUCAGGAGAGAUGGCCAAGACAAAUCAGCAUAAGCCAUGUGAUAGAUCUCCGUAUCAGAGGACUGGGGCAUCCUCUUCCCAACCUUUGCGGUCACAAUCCAUGAGUAUGAAGUGUUAUCGAUGUAAAAGGUCACAUCUUCAAGGAAAUUGUCCUCAAUCGGCAGAAAAGAAGUGUUUUCUGUGUCAGAAGGAAGGCCAUUACGCAAGAGUUUGUCCAAAUAGGAAAGGACCAGUUGCUACAGGAGUAGAACAACAAAAAGGAGAAAAUGAUGGCAGAUCCCAAGUGGUGGAGAAGAGGUGUCGUCGUUGUGAUGGACCUCAUAUGGUAAAGGAUUGUCAUGCUGAUAAAAAAUCUGAUAAGAAGUGUUAUGUGUGUCGAAGUGGAGGGCAUCUAGCCCGAGAUUGCCCAACCAGGGGAGAACAACUUGAUGCAAAGGAUUGUCAGCAGCCUACCGAUAAGAAGUGUUAUCGGUGUCAAAAAGGAGGACAUAUAGCCCGAGAUUGUCCAACCAGGGGAGAACAACUUGAUACAGGGACAGUGCAACAAGGAAGGGUGGAGGGUGAAGGUUAUAAUGAUGAGAAAUUACCUCUGCUAUAAGAUGAUUUAUAUCUUGUAUGGUCUAUUAUCAUAAUACUAGCUUAUUUCUGUGUUGGUUGUGGUUCGCCCACCUGCAGAGUCAUUGUAUGUUAUAUGUAAGUAGAGGAUGGGGUAGGUGGAAGUGGUGGGCAGCAGUGAGAUUGUUAGGAGUUGUAUCUACUGCUAUUUAUAUAGUUGUGUUUUAUACAUUCCUUUGAGUAUUAAAAGAAGUUCUAAAUUUUUGAAA